UCAGUCAUUGGAAACAUUCAAGCAAAGGUUGGACAACUAAUUUUCCGGAACAAAAGGAAACUCAUGCAUCAGAAAAGGUGACUAAUAAACAUACCAAUAGAAUAUGGCUGCACAAAUACCAGAAUCUGAUCAGAUAAAACAGUUUAAGGAAUUUCUUGGAACCUACAAUAAACUUAUAGAAACCUGCUUUUUGGAUUGCGUUAAAGACUUUACAACAAGAGAAGUAAAACCUGAAGAGCAGAAUGAAGCCCUGGCAGCCAAAGCAGGACUUCUUGGCCAACCACGAUAG
Zalophus californianus (California sea lion) is the source of this 289-nucleotide messenger RNA. Its product is annotated as mitochondrial import inner membrane translocase subunit Tim9-like. The record is from RefSeq and is a predicted model, not a curated record. The coding region runs from base 104 to 289 and encodes 61 amino acids. NCBI's taxonomy places the organism in Eukaryota, Metazoa, Chordata, Mammalia, Carnivora, Otariidae. The transcript has 2 exons.